Molecule: messenger RNA, 1180 nt
Organism: Varanus komodoensis (Komodo dragon)
Lineage: Eukaryota; Metazoa; Chordata; Lepidosauria; Squamata; Varanidae
Gene: TMEM255B
Product: transmembrane protein 255B
Exons: 9
Coding region: 1-1050 (349 amino acids)
Source: RefSeq, a predicted model, not a curated record
AUGCAGCUUGAGAUGGAAUUUCAGGUGCAGAGGAUGAUGGGAUACAUGCCAACAGUGAAAGAACUUAGCAGAGAAGAUGGAAAUCACAAUAAAGUAGAAACCACUUGUCUGUCAGGCCAUUUUGCAAAAAGAAAGAAAACUUCUCUUUGGUUCACAGUGGCUCUGCUGGUAGUAUCUGUUUUCAUACUGACCAUAGGCCUUGCAGCUACCACAAGGACCGAAAAUGUAACCGUGGGAGGAUAUUACCCGGGAAUAAUUCUUGGGUUUGGAUCCUUCCUUGGGAUUAUUGGUAUCCAUCUGGUAGAGAACCGGAAACAAAUGUUGAUAGCAUCCAUCGUGUUUAUCAGCUUUGGAGUGGUAGCAGCUUUCUGUUGUGCAAUUGUCGAUGGUGUGUUCGCAGCACGACACAUAGAACCCAGGCCUUUAUAUAAUAAACGAUGCCAGUAUUAUUCAAGCGGAGAAGGAUUUUUAUAUGAUGCCUACCAGACAGAGGUAACGUGUUACACCUUAAACAACAAAUGUCAGCUGAAGGUGAAGAGUAAUACCUGCUACUGCUGCAAUUUAUACAACUGUGAAAACUCAGAACACUCUACCAGCUAUUACGAGUUCCUGGGCGUGAGCAGCUGCCAGGAUGUGGUCCACUUGUAUCGGCUGCUCUGGUCCUCCACGGUCUUGAACAUCAUUGGAUUGUUUCUUGGCAUUGUCACAGCAGCCAUCCUUGGAGCAUUUAAAGAUGUGGUACCUAUUUCUCAAAUUGCCUUCAGCUCUGCUCCUCCACCACAGAUUCUUUACAACCCAGCUCAGCAGCUCUUAACAUAUGCUGGAUUUUGUCCUUCUGCAGCAGCUGUUCCUCAUUAUUCAUCCUAUCAUUUGCCACUUCAGCCUACCAGCAAUUUCCCAGCAUCGUCGUCUACUGAUAUCUCUCUAUCCGAUGACACCCAGCCACCAUCUCAGGCCAGCUCGAACUACGGCCUUCCUCCCAACGCCCCUCCGUUAUAUGCACCAGCCUAUUACUUGUCAGGUGAAAAGCCACCACCGUACCUGCCGUAGCCACGGGACCAGUAUCACAGGUAGUAGGCCUUAAAAAGAAAACGUUGGCAAAACUAUGUGCUUCUCAGGCUUGUAGACAUUGAAGAAGCUCAUUCUGUAUGCACAGUAUUUCCCAACUUUAAAGCCAAGU